AAAAUUUGAUUGCAGGUUUGUAGCUCAUUGAAUAAAUUUGUCGGCCAGUUCAAUGAUCUCUUGCCGGAUAUGAAAUGGCAAGAUAGGAAAAUCAUCUUUGACUACAGUCUGACGGUCGGACCCCAGUCGACGUACAGCUACAUGGAGUCAUGGCAUAAGGGGGAGUUUAUCAGCAGCUCAUAUGCUAAGUACCAAUUUUCACCUGAGCACAUGUCGUCGCCUCAGCCCAUGCCAGUACCUGAGCCCAUGCGAGACUUCCAGGAAGACGACGCCAUGUUUUACGUGUUGGUCAACGAGUACCUGUUCAAAUCGUUGAUGGCUGCACUGCAUGAGAACACACCUGUGCUACACGUACUAGGAGAUGCAGAAGAGCUUUCGGAGACCUACAGGAACUUGUUGAUAUCUGUAAUCAAACAUUAUGUCACAGAAGAUGCCUUGGCCAGAACAAAUAUUCUCGUGGAAGUGGUGGCUGACAUAACACCAAAUGUUGAACUAACAAGUGCUGGCAUCAACGUGACGUUAAGUGGGGUGUGGAAGUUGACGUUUGGAGAUAUGCAUCUAAACCGCUACUUUGCUAAAGGUGAUAGGAUGGUUGACUUAUAA
Physella acuta is the source of this 603-nucleotide messenger RNA. RefSeq lists its product as uncharacterized. NCBI's taxonomy places the organism in Eukaryota, Metazoa, Mollusca, Gastropoda, Physidae. Gene Ontology annotation, molecular function: lipid binding. The record is from RefSeq and is a predicted model, not a curated record.